Molecule: messenger RNA, 6196 nt
Organism: Planococcus citri (citrus mealybug)
Lineage: Eukaryota; Metazoa; Arthropoda; Insecta; Hemiptera; Pseudococcidae
Exons: 3
Coding region: 657-2381 (574 amino acids)
Source: RefSeq, a predicted model, not a curated record
UCUUGUUUGUAAGAUUUAUUGAACCACUGAUUGAAAUUUCUCAUGAAAUACCUUAAGUUAUUUUCUAAUUUAGUAUCAACAUCCAUUAUCUACUCAAAUUAUCUAAGGCUGUGAUAAAGAUUGAGACGAAUUACUCGUAUUACCAUCUCAUUGUAAUGAGAAAGAAAUCAUCUGCAGAUAUUCGAAAAUUAAUUUUAAAAAUGUUUUGAUCAAGAAACUGAUUCCGGCGGGUGGGGGGUAGAUACUCACAGUAGCCAGAGCCAGAUAAUUUGGAAUUGAUUCGAUUUCAAUACAAGUGGUGUAUGGACACAUUCGAUUGGUUUUAGCUAAAGUAAUAUAGAUCUAGCGCUCGGUUUUCUAUAACUUAAAUCUGAUCGUCAUGAAAGAAGGCAUGGUUAUCAUAUUUUUGCUAGCUGUGGCUAUGCAACCGAACUUCUUAUUACUUCAGGGUUCCGAUGACCUAAAUCCUAAUAUACCCAAACCACCUGAAACAUUUUUUCUGAAUGCCUCGCAUCAGCUUAAUGAGUUCGAAGAGACUUUGCUAUUCCAUAAUCGCCUUUUUGUGGAUAAGACUAUGUUCAUUGAAGAGUUGAUUAGACGACAGCAGACAUGCGAACUAAUCAGUCGUCCUUCCCCGCUGGGCUAAGACUUUUAAUAUGGCAAUGGCGGAAGCCUUCUUCGAUAUACCACACCACGCUGAUGGCUCAGUUGAUGACUACAAACGAGACAUGGUCGAUUCAUUUUUCAAAGGCGGAUCUGUAAUUGUGUUACCAGGUAAUAAAUCUUCCAUCGAAACAAAACUUUUGGAAAUUUCCAAAGUGAAAAGUGCAAUGGAGGAAAUGGGAUGUCAUCCAACGAUAUCCAUUUCCUUGGUUAGCGAUGGUGACACAUUUAACGACUUUAUCAGGAAAUUUGCUGACCAAAUAAGCGAAAUAAUUUCUACUAAAAAUUACGCCUCAUUUUUACCAAAGUACUGUGGAAGAACUGGCCGGCCAAACGCGUGUUACGAACUUUUAAAUAGUACCAAAGAAGAGCUCGCUGGUAACCUCGAUUUAUUGAAAAGUAGCAUUGAAAUAUUAAUUGGUCUACUGACGAGCCAUUUCAACUCAGAAACUGUGGUAUUAAUUGACGAUCAUGAUUACCCAUUGAACCGAAUGCUAUGCAACGAAACUGAUUUUAAGCGAACUGCAGAAUUUUUGAAUAGUUUGUUCACUCGGACAUUUCAAGGUAAGACGCAAACCUGCAUAUACCGUGGUGUCGUUUUUGGUGUGCUGAAAUUUUCGAGAUGCGUCUUAUCAGCUUGUUUGGAUAGCAGUGUAUUAGAACCGGAAUAUAUGCCACAUUUUGGUUUCACCGAGGCAAACGUUCAAACGCUACUUGAAAAAAAUCCUAGCUUUCCGCAUAAUCUGACUGAAUUGAAAACCUGGUACGGUGGCUACACAUUUGGGGAGCAUUACGGGUAUAACCCUCGCUCAAUUCGUGGUUACUUCGAAUCUAAUCGAACGAGCAACUAUUGGAUAACGAGCGUUCCAUUGGGACUUAAUUCGAGUCAUCUGGAUACCCCUCUUCAUCAACUAUUUAUGUUGGAUAAAUAUCAAAGGUACGUUCAGAAAUUGUUUGUCAAUAGCUCAGUGCAAACUACACUGCGAUCAGAGAUAGAUUACACUGAUGCUGCAACGGACGAAGACGCUUUUCUAUCCGUUUUAACAGCAAUGGGGUAUACGACGUUUGAAAAAAUAUUCGAAAUCUGUAAUUUUUAUAAUGUCCGCAUUCCAAAUAAGGAAGUGCGCGAUGAAUUCAAACAUGCAAUCGGACUAUGGACGAAAAAGCAUGUUAGUAAGAAGGACUUUGAUUCGAUGGACGCUGUCGUUGAUGGAAUUGUAGAAAGUUUCAGACAGAAAAAUGUGGCCUUGAUUGGAGAAAAUUUCUCCAAGCUCGUGUCGGGCAUCAACGAAACAACUGAUGCAAAACACCAUUGCAAUCUUAUUUUCGGAUUAUUGGUCACAUUCGGUAAUGAUUGCUGGGACGUGCAACGUAGUUUCGAUGACGUAAUUUCCAUCGCAGGAAAACUACAAUUUCACUGCUACAUUUCAGUAAGCUUGAAGCCAAAUUUCAAUCAUCCUAAUCCAAUAACAGCUUAUAUCUUGAUAAAUGUAAAUACAAGUCCUGUUGCUGAAAAGGGUGGACUCAAACGUCUGUGGAGUAAACUACGAGUGAAAAUGGGUAUGAAAAAGUCGUUCAAGACCGCGAUCGAUGAUUGGAUAAAUACUAAAGUUGCCCAUACUGCAACGAACAGUUGCGAUUGCGAUCGGUUCGCUCUCGUUUACGUCGGCGGAAAACUCUGGCAAAUGUUCGAUUGUUCAAAUUCAGCUACUAAGUAAGUUUGAAAAAUAGGUAGGCAAUGUGGAUUACGCAGGUAGUUUCUGUGAAACGGUAAAGUAACAUUGAAGCCAGACCCGAAUUAUAAUAUUUCCGGUCCAGUGAUAGCUGUCAAUUUCAUGGUAAAUGGAAAUCCUAGCUUUGAAGUUGAACAACCUACAUCGAAGCUCGAUUCAACACGUGACGUUUCUUCCAAAGUUCCUACCAAGCUCACAACAAUUAACGAUGGUCAUACCCAUAAUGUUACUGUACAAAUUACCGGUGGCGGUGGGACACAAUUUGCUGCUACUAGUCGUACCACAGUUCUGAAAACAUGUUCUACCAGUGUCUUCUCUAAAAUAAACAAAGGGGCGAAAGGCGUCAUGAAGCAUGGCAUCAGGACAAUUCAAAUUAAAUCAACUUGGAAAAAUAAUUUUGGCAAGUUUAUUAAUGAGAAUAUAGAUAAGAUCAUAGAUUCUUCAAAACUCAAAGUUGAAACAUUUGUGACAGGCCCGUAGCCAGCAUAGGGUCAGCCGGGGCAAUGCCCCGGCUAGAAAGGCUGUUUGCCCCAGGUAGCAAAAUCCAAAAAAAAAACACGUUUGCCCCGACCAGAAAAAUCAGAAAGAAAAAAUCAGAAAGUGCAUAAACUCAACAACGUAAAAUUAUUUUUACGUUUAUAAAAUGGCCACACCGGCAUGAAUUGCAUUUGAUAGCUCCAUGACUCGCUCGAUACUAAAUUUUAAAUCAAAAAUUUGAUAAUUUGAGUAAAAAUUAGUAAUUUUUGAGGAUAAGAAAUCCAGUACAUCUUUUUGCAAUUUUUUUCGAAAAGUGAGAUUUUCACUUUGUGCAAUUUAUGGCAAUUCUACAUAAAAAAUUAAAACUUUUACACUGUGAAAAAGCUAAAAUUUUCAGCAAUAGGGAAGACUUAUGGACAAACUUUUAGGAAAAAAUGAAAAUUUUUAUAAUUUUUUGCAAAAAACCGAGAAUUUUGACAAUUUUAAGCAAAGCAAGAUUCACUAUUUUUGAGGAAAAUCACAAAUUUUUGGCAAUAGGCCAAAAAAAUGAUUAUUUUUUUCGCAACCUUCGUUUGAAAAUGGGAGAAAUUUUGGUCAUUAACAUUUUUUUAAAGCAAAAAAGCGGAAUUUUUAGGUAAUUUUUAGAAAGAGAAAUGGAUAUUUUUUGAAUUUUUUUUACCAAAAAGUAACAGUUUUUGGCAAGAAACGAGGAUAUUUUUGGAAAUGUUGGCAAAAGGUGAAAUUUUGAGCUAUUUUUGGCGAUAAAAGUGUAUGUAUAAGUCGGUCAACUUUCUCAAAUUAUUCACUUAUGGAUAUUACUAGCAUUUUUUUCUCACCAAGAUGAAUGCAAAAAUUGAAUUUUUGAAAUUUAAAAAAAAAUAAUAAUUUGUAAACCCAAAGCUACCUAUUGAAAAAGUAACCCAAUUUAGUAACUUAGUUUCUUAAAAAGUGACCAAGUACAAGCCCUGAGCGAGGGCAAAAGUUUGUUUUGAGAAGUAAAGUUUUUUCAGGUGAAAAGAGCGUUAUUUGUCUUGACAUUUCUUUAAAAAUUUGAAUGAUAUAUUUUUUUAAUGUUGUUUGGACGCGAGUCAAAUUUGACUAUUUUACCUCAUGAAAAAAUUUUAACAGAAACAGUGUCACAGCCAAAAAAUUAUUAAGUACAAGAGUUUCACAGUAAAUCGCGCCGAUUACAGCUGAAUUAGACUCAACCCCAGCAUUAUGCAUUAUGUACAUAUGUAUAUUCCUUUUCUGAAAUAUACACACUCGUUCUGUUCAUUUGUUUUUAAAAAACAGAUGGUGGAGGGGGGGUUAAAGGGGGUAUGUUUCAUAGAUGUUUGAGCCUCAAAAAGUGCUGCCCCAGUUGAUAUUUCCUUGGCCCCAGCUACAGUCAGAUUCUGGCUACGGGCCUGAUUUGUGAACGCUUUGACAUCGAGCCUUGUAUAGAGUAAGAAAUUGAAGUUUGUAUGGUAUACAUGUAUCAUCAUUGGAAAAGUGGUUUUAGGUAUAUACUCUACCUAAAACCACUUUUCCAAUGAUGAUACAAGUAUACCAUACAAAAACUUCAAUUUCUUACUCUUUACAAGGCUAGAUGUCAAAGCAUUCACAAAUGUUUCAACUUGAGUUUUGACGAAUCUAUGAUCUUAUCUAUAGGUAUAUGUUAGGCGUUUUUUGGUAGAAUGACAAUGUUCGAACAUGAAAUCGCUGUAAUGUUUUCAAAAUUGAUGAUUAUAAGCCAAAUCUUAUGUAUUUAUGUUGCAUACCACAUAUAUUUUCAUGUUCCAGUGAAUAAACAUUCAAAUUGUGAAAUUUAGUUUUGAUCCACAAUUGGUAGCUAAUUUUUUAUUUCUAUGAAUUUUUUAACCCUUAACGGCUCAAGCAAAUCCUGAGAUGUUAUAAAAAAAUGCUUUCAAUUUCCUGAAUAAGAUCAUCACAAGUAUCACUUUUACUCACAGUUCACCCCCGCUCCCCAGCCCCUUGAAGCCACCUCGAUAAUGAUAGACUUAUUUAUUUGAUUAUUGUCCAAAAUUGAGGAAGCAAAAAACCCAAUUGGGUCAAUCUUGGAACUGAAUGAUAUAGUUUCAUUAGAUGUAAUGAAUGAGUGAAAGCAUAAUUCCAAGGAACACCUCACCUCUUUUUGGGGGGUAAACAUUGAUAAAAGUUGGUAUAAAAUACAGGGACCCAUGCUCCAUUUUUGGAUGAACAUAUUGAUGGUUGAGCUUUCACAAAAUGAAAUCAAGAAAGGCGUGUGCAGGGUGGACCAGAGCGUUUUUUUACAAAUUUGAUAAACUUGUUUCGGAAAAAACCUGAAAAAACAGAGCAUGAAUACGCAGAGUACGUAAUACGGAAAUAUUCUUAAGUAGGCUUGAAAUGACAGAAACAAGAAUUGAAAGGAACACAAAUGCUCUUAACAGGACAUAAGUUCAGAAAAUCUACAAUCCACCUAUCAAAUCUGUUUAUCACUCCGUGGAUAUUCUUUCUCGAUAUUUGUCACCAAAUAGUUACAUCUUGCAAAGAUUAGCAGUAUGAUUGAUUUUCUGUAGAAAUAUCGAAAUAGGUUUAUCUACCACUUUGAAAAGCUUUACACAGUCAAAUUGCAGCACUCUCUGGCAUUUCAUAAUGUUCAAGCAUUUGUGAAGAGGUCACUAUCCCUCCUCGAUCAUAAAUAUAAUGUAGUUCUACAUCGUGAAAAUUGCAUGAGCAGAAGUCGUCGUUUACAAUCAUGAGAUUGUGUCUAGCUUAUGACUACCUACUGGAUUCAGGGGAUUUGAGUUUCAGCAAAAAGCUUUCAACUGUUGUUCAACCACAACUCUGAACUUUUGAAAGUUUUGAGAAAUUUCUGCUGAAGUCGAUAUUCUUUCUCGAUAUUUGUAAACAAAUAGUUACAUCCCCUAAAGGUUAGUGGUACGAUUGUUUUUCUGCGGAAAUGUCGAAAGAGGUUUAUCUACCACUUUGAAAAGUUUUACACAGUCAAAUUGCAGCUGUCUCUGGCAUUUCAUAAUGUUGAAGCAUUCAUGAAGACGUCACUAUCCCUCCUUGAUCAUAGAUAAUGUUGUUCCACAUCAUGAAAAUUGCAUGAGCAGAAGUCGUUGUUUUCAAUCAUGAUCAAAUAGGAAUUAGGGUAAUGUAAAUUACUUUUUUUCAAAACUGAACACUUUGAAGUGAAAGAGGAAGCUUCGAGGAUUAUUUUUUUUUUUAAUAUCAAAAUUGGGUCAUAAAUGAUGUCUUGGCGAUUAAUUGUAAAAAAGUGGUCCAUAACUGGUAGUUUACCUUACUUUAAAUUAUUAUUUUUAUUCUCAUGUUUUUUAUUUUUGUUGUUGUUUUGU